AUGCGAGGAUUUGAUGGUCCACGAGAUGGUCUAAUCACAGAAGUCGCCUAUUUUUCUAUGGACGUUGGUGGGAAUAAACAACAGGAAAUGUAUGCAUACAUUGUUCCCCGCAUUGAUGGUGAAGACCUCAUUCUUGGCCUACCUUGGCUUUACCACCAAGGAGUGUCCAUUAUUGCGAACAGCCCCCUGGGUGUACCUGCUCUACGUCUGGCCAAUGGUGAUCAUGUCCCCUCGCUGCAGCAUGAACCAGACAUGGAGAUCCAUCAGGUCAGCGCUCAAUCAUUCAGGGUCUGGAUGGAUCGCCGCAAGAAAAACCAUAGUGUACAGAUAUUUACUGCCAGCAUGCGGGAUAUUGAGAAGGCCCUAGAGGUUAAACAUCACUCUGACCCUAGAGAAAAGCUACCCAAGCAGUAUCAUGCCUGGUUAGAAGUGUUUGAACGGAAGAAGGCAGACACCUUGCCCCCACACCGUGGACCACAGGUGGAUCACAAAAUUGAGUUAGUAGGGAAGGAUGAGAAGGGAAACACACCUGAACCCCCCUGGGGUCCACUAUACAACAUGUCCCGGGGAGAGCUCCUUGUACUGCGGAAAACCCUGCGGGAACUCUUGGACAAGCAGUUCAUACGUGUUAGUGAUUCCCCUGCAGCUGCACCAGUCCUAUUUGUCAAGAAACCUGGGGGUGGCUUGCGAUUUUGUUGUGACUAUCGUGCCCUUAAUGCAAUCUCCAAGAAGGACCGAUAUCCACUGCCCCUGAUUAAUGAGACUCUGGAGCGUAUUGGAAAAGCUAGAUGGUUUACCAAGCUGGAUGUUAUUGCCGCCUUCCAUAAGAUCCGCAUUGCGAAGGGAUAUGAAUGGUUAACUGCAUUCCGCACACGUUUUGGCCUUUUUGAAUGGCUAGUCACACCUUUCGGCCUCGCCAAUGCACCGAGCACCUUCCAACGCUAUGUGAACUGGACUCUACAGGAAUUCCUUGAUGAAUUUGUGUCUGCAUACCUAGAUGACAUCCUAGUUUUCUCCUCUGGAUCCCUUCAGGACCACCGUGAAAAAGUCUCCAAAGUCCUGCAACGGCUCAAGGAUGCUGGUCUUCAGCUUGAUAUUGACAAGUGCGAAUUUGAAGUACAAUCCACCAAGUACCUGGGCUUUAUUAUUGAGGCAGGCAAAGGCAUCCGCAUGGACCCUGCCAAAUUAUCAGCUAUCAAGGAUUGGACAGCCCCAACUAGUGUACGGGGGGUGCGUUCCUUCCUAGGGUUCGCCAAUUUUUAUCGACGGUUCAUACGAAACUUUGCAAAUAUCACAGCACCACUCACUGCACUCACCAAGAAGGAAGCAAAAUUCACAUGGAAUUCAGAUGCUGACAAGGCUUUCAACCAGCUCAAGGAGAUGUUUACCACUGCACCUAUCUUAACGCAAUUUGAUCCAGACCGCGCUACAGUGGUAGAGGCUGACUCCUCUGGCUGGGCUACUGGUGGUGUAUUGUCCCAAUAUGAUGACAAUGGGGUACUGCGCCCAUGUGCCUUCUUCUCAAAAAAGAACUCACCUGCAGAAUGCAACUAUGAGAUCCAUGACAAGGAGUUGCUAGCAAUCAUCAAUUGUUUGAAGGAAUGGGAAUCAGAGCUCAUUAGCACACCCAAGUUCAUCAUUAUCACUGAUCAUAAGAAUCUCCGCUAUUUUAUGAAACUGCGACGCCUUAAUGAACGACAGAUGCGCUGGGCAGAUAUAUUGAGCCGCUAUGACUUCUACCUCCAGUACCGACCUGGGAAACUUGCCCUUACUCCUGACGCCCUAUCUCGCCGAGAUCAAGACAUGCCCAACGACCCAGGUGAUGAACGACUGCAGAUGCGAGAGAAGCGCCUCUUGGACCCUAAUGCAUUUGUUGAGACCAGUGAAUGCACCAUAUGCUGUGUGUCAGCUGUACAGGUCGACAAGUCCAUUCAAAUCCUACCAAUCCAUACUAGUAAUGGAACUACAGAAAAUGAAAACACCACCUCAGAUCUUGAACAGCAAUGGAGCCAUGCAGAAGCUGAGGAUACCACUAUGCCCAUACUUUGUGAUGCCAUCCGUGCAGGAUUACCUCAUUUCCCUCCUGAAUUGGGAAUCCGGGUCUCAAUUGGCGAAUGUGAAUUAGACUCUGAUGGUCGGAUCCUCUUUCGCAAACGACGAUGGGUUCCCAAUAAUGAACCUUUACGAACAAGAUUAAUGCAAGAAGCCCAUGACUCCCCACUGUCUGGGCAUCCAGGUAGCAAUGCACUAUAUAGUCUACUUGCUCGACAACUUUUCUGGCCCAAUAUGAGUGCAGAUGUGAAACGUUUUGUCAAGAAUUGUGACCAAUGUGGAGCUACCAACAUAUGGCGAGAUCGACGACAAGGACUGCUGAAACCCUUACCUAUCCCAGAUCGCAAAUGGCGUGAACUCUCCAUGGAUUUUAUAGAAGGACUGCCAGAGUCAAAUGGUUACAGUGCUAUCCUGGUGAUAGUAGACCGCCUCACAAAAGGGACUAUCCUAAUCCCUUGUGCAAGGACAGGAAGUGACUACAUUGUACCAAAGUUCCUGCAGCAUGUUGUGGCAUACCAUGGCCUCCCAGCUGCUAUCACCUCUGAUCGCGGCUCACAGUUUGUGGGUGAACUCUGGGAACGCAUGUGUAGCCUCCUCAAGAUCAAUCGACGCCUAUCCACUGCCUACCACCCCCAAACUGAUGGGCAAACAGAGCGCAUGAAUGCAGUUGUUGAGAGCUAUCUCCGUAACUUUUGCAACUUUGCACAGGACAACUGGUCAGAAAUCCUACCUAUGGCGCAGCUUGCAAUUGCCAACCAGACUGCAGCUUCUACUGGGUUCAGCCCCUUUUUCCUUGACCAUGGGUUCCACCUGGAGACACUUCAACUAGUUGAACCAGUCAUUGAAGAACUCCAACAAUCAUCCAGUGGGUCUGCAGGUGCACGAAUAGCUGACAAACUCAAGAAUGCAUUGGAGGUCGCUCAAAGUGAGUUAGCUGCAGCCCAGGAACGACAGGAACAAUAUGCCAACCGUUACCGAAACCUUGCACCACACUACAAGCCUGGUGAUAAAGUUUGGCUCGCCCUGCAUAAUAUCCGAACAAGCCGUCCCAGCAAGAAGCUUGAUGUGCGCCAGGCCAAAUAUACUGUCCUAGCACAGAUUAGCCCAUAUGCCUACCGACUGAACACACCAGAGGGUAUCCACCCUGUCUUCCAUGUUGACCUCCUCCGGCCAGCAGCAAACAACCCCUUUCCCAGUCAGCGCAAUGACGACUAUCAGCCCCCAGCUGUGCUUGUUGACGGCGAGGAAGAAUACCAGGUGGAGCGUAUACUGGACUACCGACAGAUCCGCCGUGGACGGGGAUUUCAGCGACAAUACCUAGUGAAAUGGACCGGUUAUCUACAUCCUGAAUGGACUGCUGCGCACAACAUGGAGAAUACCGCCGCACUGGAUGAAUGGGAGCAACGCCACGGAAGCCAGAGCCCUGUGAGGGAUGGGGAUGAUUCUUAG
Molecule: messenger RNA, 3501 nt
Organism: Aspergillus chevalieri
Lineage: Eukaryota; Fungi; Ascomycota; Eurotiomycetes; Eurotiales; Aspergillaceae
Exons: 1
Coding region: 1-3501 (1166 amino acids)
Biological process (GO): DNA integration
Molecular function (GO): nucleic acid binding
Source: RefSeq, a predicted model, not a curated record